AUGGCAACACAAAUACUUGGAGACUCAUCUCUUCGCGUUAGAGUCUACCGUCCUGAAGACUUCCGCCAGGUGGAAGCCGUGUUCUACGAGGGUAUGGCAUACGGACUUGGCUCCCCUGCAGAUCAUUCUGCUAGAGCGUUCUAUAGACAUCCGUUUUCCGGUUUCGUUUAUCUUUCAGGUGCAAUAUCCGCAUGGUUAAUCUCUCGAACGAAACAUAUUUCACCUGCCCUGUGCACCGCCGGUAUUCUAUCUGCUGCAGGAGGUGUUCUGGCCUAUGUGCUUUGGAUUCCACGACAGUCGAGAAAUAUGAUGGUGGAAUACUGCGAACAAUGUUUUCGUGAAGACUUGAACGAUAUUACCAAGCAUUAUCGACUCGAACCGACAGACGACGGCGAUUAUCAACCAACGAGCUCGAGUUGUUUUUGGGUUGCAGAGCAGAAGUCUGAUUCUGGCGAAGGGUACAAAAUAGUGGGAUGCAUUGGGCUGGACACUCCGGAUGGUUCCUCGGUCGGUGAGGUGCGGCGAUUGUCAGUGUUACAUAGCCAGAGAGGAAAAGGCAUUGGGUCGUUAUUGCUACGCAUAGUCACCGCGUUUGCAAAGCAAACAAAACUAACAUCCCUCCGGCUGACGACUUCGACGUUCCAACCCGACGCAAUGCGCCUUUACACUCGACUUGGAUGGAAGAAUACGGAAACGGUAAAAUUCAAAGGCAACAUGAUGUCUUCCCAGUUUUAUCUGGCGACUAUGAAUUAUUUUGAGCUGUAG
Messenger RNA from Marasmius oreades (fairy-ring Marasmius), 765 nucleotides. RefSeq lists its product as uncharacterized. Bases 1 to 765 code for a protein of 254 amino acids. NCBI's taxonomy places the organism in Eukaryota, Fungi, Basidiomycota, Agaricomycetes, Agaricales, Marasmiaceae. Gene Ontology annotation, molecular function: N-acetyltransferase activity. The transcript has 3 exons. The record is from RefSeq and is a predicted model, not a curated record.